Lactuca sativa (garden lettuce) is the source of this 633-nucleotide messenger RNA. The record is from RefSeq and is a predicted model, not a curated record. NCBI's taxonomy places the organism in Eukaryota, Viridiplantae, Streptophyta, Magnoliopsida, Asterales, Asteraceae.
AUGCCUGUUUACCCUUUUGAUCUUUAUGUUUUUCUACAUUUGGUAUAUUGUGCUAAUUUUCCUUCGCUCCUUUUUGGGAACAAAUGGUGUAUGUUUUGCUUAACAAGAAAGAGAAAUAUAAAUGACUUGAAGCAUCAGGUUCCAGCUUAUUGGAUUUUCAUUUAUGGUUACUCUCUUUCUAUUGAUGAAUCAAGUAUGACUGGCAAGAGUCACACUGUUGAUUUAAUGGCUGGGUGCAAGGUGGCUGAUGGCUGUAGUACUAUGAUGGCUUAUAUUUGUGGGAAGAAAAAUGAUCCACCAAAUGACACGUCAGCAUUACCUCCAAAGAUUGUAUCUCUUCUUGUUGAAAGUGUAGCUCACAAUACAACUAGUAGCGUAUUUUCCCCUGAGCUUGGAAUGAAUUUUGAUGUCGUGAGGUCAGAGUGUUCAGUUAUUUAUGCAUCCCCAUUCAACUCAGAGAAAAAACAAGGCGGUGUUGCAGUCAAACGGAUAAUUGUAUGGAAGCAGUCUCUCCACCUUCUCCUUUCCGAAAAUAGUUUGUGUUUUAUGUAUUUUGUUAUUUGGAUUAGGAGGAUUUGUUUUUCUAGUUUGACUCAUGUUAAUAAAAUAACAUUUAAAUGUGAUUUAUUUUGA